AUAUCGCUUGACACAGAUAAGUAGAUUGAUAAGACUCUACUGCACUCUAUUUCAAGUAUAACGUCAGAAUGUGGUGUGCUCUGCUUUUAAGUGUUUAUAUAGUAUCCGAUAUUGCAGCUGAAAAUCCAACAUGUAGAGAUCUACAACCAGGUAACUGCUGUGUCGAUGGAAAAGAGUAUAAACUUGGACAAGCUGUUCUUGAAUUUCCUGGUAAAACAGACGAUUGUCAGGGACUGGUUUGCAUUUUUGGUCACCUUGAAAAAAUUGAUAAUUAUCUUUGUCUUCAUCAUCACCAAAAAAAGGCCCAUUAUCAAAAGGAUCCUGACAGCUUGAACUUUGGCAGUUCUUUUAUUAAACGUCAAUAUCCUACUACAACACUCCCCCCAGCUUUAUCAACAUUGACCACUCUCCAAACAUCUCCAAAUGUCGGGUGCUACUACAAUGGAAAGUGGUAUAUGCCUGGCGAAAUGAUAGAACAAGGCAGAAGCGGGCACUGGUGUUAUUCCACGCAGUGUUCCUACAAUGGUCAACUGAUCCACGGUGACAACUUCCACUGCGGGGCGGAAACUACCAUUCCCACCACCAUACCUACUACUACUACCCCAACUACCACUACAACAGCAUUUUACAUUACCCCAAUGUACUGCUUCUUUAAGGAUCCCAUUUCCGGGCAAAUGUCUGUGUGGCGGGGUGGUACCACGGCCACACUGAGUGAUGGUACAGUUUGCAGAUGCGAAUAUUGGGGUAGAUUAUCGUGUCCUGAAAAGAAUGUUGGCAAAUGAGUUGAUAAAUUGGAGACCAGCGAACACUUACUCGAGUGACACGUCAUAUGCACAAAUAUGAUGGCCUAUUAAAUUGCUGAUAUCA
This is a messenger RNA of Ostrea edulis (European flat oyster), 867 nucleotides long. RefSeq lists its product as uncharacterized. The coding region runs from base 69 to 782 and encodes 237 amino acids. Lineage: Eukaryota; Metazoa; Mollusca; Bivalvia; Ostreida; Ostreidae. The transcript has 2 exons. The record is from RefSeq and is a predicted model, not a curated record.